This is a messenger RNA of Ustilago hordei, 1149 nucleotides long. Its product is annotated as putative glucokinase. Gene Ontology annotation, biological process: intracellular glucose homeostasis; glycolytic process; glucose 6-phosphate metabolic process. Lineage: Eukaryota; Fungi; Basidiomycota; Ustilaginomycetes; Ustilaginales; Ustilaginaceae. The transcript is spliced from 6 exons. The record is from RefSeq and is a predicted model, not a curated record. Gene Ontology annotation, molecular function: glucokinase activity; ATP binding; D-glucose binding. Gene Ontology annotation, cellular component: cytosol; mitochondrion. The coding region runs from base 1 to 1149 and encodes 382 amino acids.
AUGCCGGCAGUUCCGCCCGUCUCACGGCAACAAGCCCUUUCCUCCAUCGUCGAGCAAUUCACCCUCUCCAAACCUCUUCUGGAAUCCCUCAUCGCCCGCUUCCAUGAACUCUACGAUUACGGUCUCUCCCACGAUGGAGCUGAAAUGCAAAUGAUUCCAUCCUUCGUCACCGGAGUCCCCACCGGUUCCGAAAAGGGUACUUACCUCGCUCUCGAUCUCGGUGGAACCAAUCUUCGCGUUUGCGAAGUCGCUUUGGACGGCAAAGGCACUUUCUCCAUCAAACAGGAAAAGUAUCGCGUUUCGGAUGCGCUCAAGCAAGGACCUGUUCGCGAUCUCUUUGAUUAUAUGGCAAGAAGCGUUGAUAACUUCUUGACCGACUUCGGUGCUCUUGUCAACGAUACCGUAGGUGCGCUGUUGGCCCAUGCUUAUGCAUCGAAAGGUGCACUGAUCAGUGCUAUCUUUGGUACCGGUACCAAUGGCGCUUAUCUGGAAAGCAUUGAUAAGAUCAAGAAACUCAAGGCUGCGCAAGGAUCGAUCAGUCACAUGGUCGUCAACACGGAAUGGGGUGGAUUCGAUGAUCAGCGUAAAGCUCUCCCGAAUCAUAUCUUUGAGAAGAUGAUCUCGGGCAUGUACCUUGGCGAAGUGGCUAGAUGUGUGCUUUUGCACUUGAUCGAUCAGUUGGUGUUGUUCCAGGGGUACAGCUCGGCGUUGAUGAAUAGGCAGUAUGCUUUCGAUACGGCGUACAUGUCUGCGGUCGAAGCUGAUAAGGAGGAUGCCAGUUCGCCUAGCAGUGCGACCAGGAAAGUGCUGGUGGAAACGAUGAAGAUCAAGCCUGAGUAUGUCUCAGCGGAAGAUGUGGAGACGAGUACGGGACCGGAAGAUGAUGGAGUGAAAGUGGGCAUGGAUGGUAGUGUGAUGAGUAUUAUCCAAACUUCGAGGUACGCAUGCGCAGUGCACUACGCCGAAUUGAUUGGCGACGAGGGCGAGAAGCGCGUCAAGAUCGGUCUUGCAAAGGAUGGAAGUGGUGUAGGAGCUGCAUUGGGCGCGCUGCAAGCGGCUAAACAGGCUGCCAGCGGUCAUCCAACAUCGGAUCAUGAGGGAGCAAGAUUGUAUUCGAGCAUCGAAGAGGCCAGGGCAGACGGAACAUAA